AUGAUGUUACCUCAUCGUGAUAAAUGGGACGUGCAUCAUGCCAAAAUUGAUGAAAUGGUGUACAUUGGUCGCGAUGUUUUUGUCGUUGUCGCAUCUACGCUGGCUCUUUACAACGCCAUCGAACUAUUGAUCCUUAUCUCUCUCAAGUUCAAGCGUCGCGCAGGUCUUUACUUCUGGAGCAUUCUCUUCGCAUCUUUUGGGAUCCUUCCGUAUUGUCUCGGUUGGAUGAUUGUCUAUUUCGAUUUAACACUCGACUAUAUUGGAAUGAUUAUCGAAACCAUCGGCUGGGUACUUGUUAUCUCUGGCCAAUCGGUCGUUUUGUAUUCCAGACUGCACCUAAUCAUUACCGAUAUAAAGCUUCUGCGAGGAGUACUGAUAAUGAUCGUUUUCAAUGGCCUUGUCUGGCAUACAACAAUGACUGUGUUACUCUUUGGUUCAGAAUACAGCCCUCGAGACAACAGACGAGGCUUCAACAACAUCUUUAACAUCAUGGAAAAGAUUUCGAUGAGCUGCUUCUACCUGCAGGAGCUUAUCAUCUCCGGCCUGUACCUCUGGAAAUCGGUGGACAUCCUCAAGACAGCCUUCGGCAACACACGAAGCAUGCUCUACAAACUAUUUGCGAUCAACUUCGUCAUCGUGAUGAUGGACAUUACUCUCAUGGUUAUCGAGUUCCACGACUGGUAUGUUUGGGAGCAGGGUAUUAAGCUGGUCACCUACUCAGUCAAGCUCAAGCUGGAGUUUGCUGUGCUAAGCGAACUGAUUGAGUUUGUCCGAAAUCGUAGCGGAACAACAUCACGUCCAGCCAAGAACUCGCAAUACCAGAGCACCCUUGUGCCGCUAUCGUCCAUGAAUAAGGGAACUACCAAAGGACCUAACAAAGGGACUGCUAGAGGAACUACGAAUACAGUUGAUCAAAUAUUCACCGGCGACACUCAUACCAACACAACCAUCGCUGCGACAAAUACCAGGUUAAAUGUUGGGCCGGGCAAUGUGACAGACGAUAGAAUACAUGUUGUCAGUGAGGUCGAUGUGGACAGGGAAAGUCUCCCUAUAUAUCCAGGGGAUAACCGAAGCACAGAUGAGUUAUGGGGUUCAAUACCUGGGGAACCGCCGGGGGAGAUGGUCGGCAGGGCAUUUUGA
Fusarium sp. VM40 is the source of this 1140-nucleotide messenger RNA. Lineage: Eukaryota; Fungi; Ascomycota; Sordariomycetes; Hypocreales; Nectriaceae. The record is from the annotation of a GenBank genome assembly.